Molecule: messenger RNA, 1756 nt
Organism: Medicago truncatula (barrel medic)
Lineage: Eukaryota; Viridiplantae; Streptophyta; Magnoliopsida; Fabales; Fabaceae
Product: IRK-interacting protein
Exons: 2
Coding region: 120-1541 (473 amino acids)
Source: RefSeq, a predicted model, not a curated record
CAUUUAAUUUUUUUUUGGACCACCUCCUCGGUACUAUACACUGACAUGUCACGGAUAAUAUUAAUUCCUACCAUUAUCAUAUCAUUCAAAAAUCUUAUGCCACCAAUUAUCUCCCAAAAAUGACUUCUUCCUCUUCUUCCAAAUCUCCUCCUUUAAUCCCUUCACGCCAUUCUCCACAAUUCACACCAAUUCAAGAGGAACAUGAAUUUGAUGAAUACAGAAGCCAAAGUAGAAGAACAACACCAACAAGUGCUUCAACUCCAAAGCAUCAUCAUCAUCCACCAACACCAAUCAAUAUCAACAAAAACACAAAACCAAAUCACAAGAAAAAACGUUCUGAAACUGAACUAGAAGAUGGUUCUGUUUCAUGCAACAAAUGCAGACCACAUUCUCGUGACAAAAUCUUUAUCCUUCCCUUUGAUCAUUCCAACAACAGCAACAGUAACAGCAAGUAUUCAUCUUUGUUGCAAAGUCCAAAUGGGAUUUUCAAAUCCAUUGUUUCAAAGCUAACAAGAAAAAGUCCAAUGUCAACAUCAACAACAAACAACAAUGAAGAACAAUGGAAAAUGGCAGUGGCAGAACUUUCUCACAAACUUGUUCAUGCCACAAGAAAAAGAGAUGAAGCUCUUCAAGAAGCUUCAAGGCUCAUGAAUUCAAUGUCAGAGUUAGAGAAAAAGUUGAACAAGCUUGAAAUUUAUUGUCACACUUUGAAAUCUGGUCUUGAAGAAUGUAACAUUGGUUCUUCUAAUGUCGUUGCUCAGAAGAAUUUUCAUCAUCAUGUUCAAGACAAUGACAACGUUGUACAACAUUUCUUGGUGGCUGUUUCUGAAGCAAGAUCUUCAGUGAGACUUCUAAGUCGUUCAUUAACAAUGCAACUUAGACACACAGGAAGCAAAGUGUAUGAAAAAGUUUCUUUACUUUUACAACCUUAUGAUAUAAAAAUAUCUUUUUCAAAGAAUCCAAGAAGUUUGCUUUUUUACUUGGAAGCACUUUUGAACAAGACAUUUUUUGAGGAUUUUGAGUCAAUAGGGUUUCAAAAGAAUGCUUGUAAUAGGAUAUUGAACCCUAUGGAAAGGUGUGAAUCAAGUUUUGCUUCAUUCAACAUGAUACAUGGGUUGACUUGGGAUGAAGUUUUGAGCAAAGGGACAAGACAUUUUAGUGAAGAUUUUAGUAGAUUUUGUGAUAGAAAAAUGAGUGAAAUUGUUGCUAUGUUGGGUUGGAAUAGGGCUUGGUCUGAACCACUAUUGCAAGCUUUCUUUGUUGCUUCAAAGAGUGUUUGGAUGGUUCAUUUGUUGGCUAAUUCAGUUCAUCCAAGUUUACAAAUAUUUAGAGUUGAUAAAGGAGUCAACUUUGAUUCUGUUUACAUGGAAGAUAUGGGUGGGGACAAGUCUUCAAGGUUGGUACCAAACAUGGUUAGGAUUAUGGUUGCACCUGGUUUUUAUGUCUAUGGUAGUGCUGUUAAAUGUAAGGUUCUUUGCAGGUACUUGACCAAUAACCUCAGCAACAACAAACAAGACAAAGGUUUAAACCCAUCACCUUAAAUAAACCCAUUUUAUUUUUUAUUUUUAAUGUGGAAUUGGAAAGUGUACUCUAUUUGGUUUGGAAUUUAGAAUUUGGAUCAGGUUCUAUUGUUGUUAUGAUUCAUGGCUUGGUUUUUUGUUGUUGAUAUUUUAUAGUAUGUAUUUUUCAUGCUUGAGUUGGGAUAUGAUAUGUCGGUAUAUGGAGUCAACGUGAACAAUUUGGCAUUUUAUGGUUA